CUCUCACUUACAAUCCUCUCACUACAACUAUACAUUACUUCUCUCUCCUCCACACUAUAAUAAACCAUAAGAUGGAGAUUGAAUCAGUGAAGUGCGAUUGCUGUGGUUUAAGAGAGGAUUGCACCCAAGAGUACAUAACCAACGUGCAGGCCACGUUCAACGGGAAAUGGCUCUGUGGGCUGUGCUCGGAGGCGGUCCGGGACGAGGCGGGCCGGGCCGGGAAAAGGAAGAAGGCCCACGGGCCUCUGGAAGACGCCUUGAGGGCCCACAUGGCCUUUUGCCGGAAGACCAAGCUGAGCCCCGCCGGCGGUGUCGCCGACGGCAUGCGCCAGAUGCUCCGGCGGCGGUCCGGAAAGGACGACUUGGCCGACAUCUAGCUAGCACUCAGGGCACCAGUUCGUCUGUACUCCUGUUUUGAAUGAAUAAUGCUAUGCCCACUUCUAAAAGUAAAUGAGAUUUCCAUUGUAAUCUAUGAAAGUGGACGUAACAUUAUUCAUUCUGAGUUUGGUUGAGGGUGUUAGGUAUCUGAUUAAUCGAUGGCCUUAAUUUAAAUUAGCAUCUCAUGGCUACUUAAUUAGUUAUCUUUUUCCUAAUUUAACGUUUUUACCUUUUAGGUCGUCUUUGUUUUUGCUCUUUUAUUCGCCAUUGUGUUGUAUAGAAAGAAGGUUUUGUGCUAAUAGAGAUAUUUUAGUGUUCUAGGCUUCAUAUAAAAUAUAUUUUGC
Messenger RNA from Ananas comosus (pineapple), 722 nucleotides. RefSeq lists its product as uncharacterized. Lineage: Eukaryota; Viridiplantae; Streptophyta; Magnoliopsida; Poales; Bromeliaceae. The record is from RefSeq and is a predicted model, not a curated record. The coding region runs from base 72 to 377 and encodes 101 amino acids. The transcript has a single exon.